UUCUCCUUUUGUCUCUUGUAGAAUCGAUCUCUUCUGAAACUGACUCGUGACUCGUGAAGCCUCUCUCGAACGGAACCCUAAAUCAGAAAUCGAUGGCGUCCUUGGCUCGCCGAGCAAUGAGCCUAGCUCAGAUUCCAUCUGCACGCGUGCCCGCCUCUGUUUGUCAGCGUCGCGGUCUCGCAGGCGCCGCUGAUCAGCAUGGAUCUACCAAGGUAGACUUCUGGAAACAGCCCACGAACCCAGGAAACUGGAAAGAGGAGCAUUUUGUGCUUAUUUCGCUCUCUGGCUGGGGCUUGCUUUUCUACAGUGGAUACAAACUCUUCACCGGCGGUAAAGGAGAGGAGAAGCAGCAGCCUGCACAGUGAAUUUAGCCCCGGGAAAUAUGACAAGAGACCUCUCCUUCUCUUUCAGCACCCAUUUUGACUGGUCUUUUGUAUCAAAGCCAUCAAUUACUUUGUUUGCUUUCUUUUUAAAUAAUAAUAAUAAUAUGCAUCAGAAACACUUUUGAGAUCCUAAACGCUUGUGCGUUUCAUAAUUUCCCUAUGCUUUGAAACAUGUCAAGAUUUUAGCAGUGUGAUAUGCUUGGGAUCAUUUUACUUGUAUGGUCUGGAUACCAAUUUUUUUGUU
Raphanus sativus (radish) is the source of this 627-nucleotide messenger RNA. RefSeq lists its product as uncharacterized. The coding region runs from base 93 to 365 and encodes 90 amino acids. The transcript has 4 exons. NCBI's taxonomy places the organism in Eukaryota, Viridiplantae, Streptophyta, Magnoliopsida, Brassicales, Brassicaceae. The record is from RefSeq and is a predicted model, not a curated record.